Molecule: messenger RNA, 1834 nt
Organism: Nicotiana tabacum (common tobacco)
Lineage: Eukaryota; Viridiplantae; Streptophyta; Magnoliopsida; Solanales; Solanaceae
Product: 1-aminocyclopropane-1-carboxylate synthase 3
Biological process (GO): amino acid metabolic process; biosynthetic process
Molecular function (GO): transaminase activity; pyridoxal phosphate binding
Source: RefSeq, a predicted model, not a curated record
UUCAUUCUUCUUUCUACUAUUUUAUAUCUCUCAAACAAUUAUUUUUCAAGUGCUGACUUAUUGCUUGGCCUAAUAAUUUUUGUUGGCCUUUUAUUUCUUGGCACAUUUGCUUGAAGUUGUGAGAUUUCAAAGACAAAAACAUCAGAAAAUAUGAAGCUCCUAUCGAAGAAAGUGAUGUGUAACUCGCACGGACAAGAUUCUUCAUACUUCCUAGGAUGGCAAGAGUACGAGAAGAACCCAUACGAUGAAACUCGGAAUCCUAAAGGAAUAAUCCAGAUGGGUCUUGCAGAGAAUCAGCUCUCUUUCGAUUUACUAGAGUCAUGGCUUGCUCAAAACCCAGAUGCAGCUGGAUUUAAGAGAAACGGAGAGUCAAUAUUUAGAGAGCUUGCCCUAUUUCAAGAUUAUCACGGCCUUCCAGCUUUCAAAAACGCAUUGGCUCAAUUCAUGGCAGAAAUAAGAGGGAACAAAGUGAGCUUUGAUUCAAACAAGCUUGUACUAACAGCCGGCGCUACUUCUGCAAAUGAGACACUCAUGUUUUGUCUCGCCGACCAUGGCGAUGCUUUUCUCCUUCCUACUCCAUACUACCCUGGAUUUGACAGAGAUCUAAAAUGGAGAACGGGGGCUGAGAUUGUGCCAAUAGAAUGCACGAGUUCUAAUGGCUUUAGAAUAACAGAAUCCGCUCUUGAAGAAGCUUACCAAGAAGCCAAAAGACGAAACCUUAGAGUUAAAGGAGUUCUUGUGACAAACCCUUCAAACCCAUUGGGCACAACAUUAAGCAAUCAAGAAAUUCAACUCCUUUUAACCUUCAUUUCUACAAAAAACAUCCAUCUCAUUAGCGAUGAAAUCUAUUCUGGUGCUGUUUUUAACUCGCCUAGCUUCGUUAGUGUCAUGGAAAUACUAAUAGAAAACAACUACAUGAACUCCGAAGUAUGGGAUCGAGUUCACAUUGUCUAUAGCCUUUCAAAAGAUUUAGGUCUCCCAGGGUUUCGAAUUGGUGCCAUUUAUUCCAACGACGAAUUAGUUGUCGCUGCAGCCACAAAAAUGUCCAGUUUCGGAUUAAUUUCAUCCCAAACUCAGUACCUUCUCUCGGCCAUGCUCUCUGACAAAAAAUUCACAAAAAUGUAUAUCUCCGAAAAUCAAAAGAGGCUCAAGAAAAGACAUGAAAUGCUAGUUCAAGGUCUUCAAAAUGCUGGAAUUAGUUGCCUUGAUAGCAAUGCUGGCUUGUUUUGUUGGGUUGACAUGAGACAUCUCUUAAGAUCAAAUACUUUUGAUGAAGAAAUUGAAUUAUGGAAGAAAAUAGUGUACGACGUUGGACUAAAUAUUUCCCCUGGAUCCUCGUGUCAUUGUACAGAACCGGGGUGGUUUCGUGCAUGUUUCGCUAACAUGUCCGAGGAUACGCUAAACCUCGCCAUACAACGUUUGAAGGCUUUUGUUGAUUCUACCAAUAACAACAUCCAAAAUCACCACCAGUCAAGUUUGAGUUCAAAGAAGAAGUCAUUCUCCAAGUGGGUUUUUCGACUAUCCUUUAAUGACGGCCGUCAAAGAGAACGAUAAUCAUGUCUGAACAUUUCCUUGUCUCACAGGCGGAUUAAGAAUCUUGAAUUUACGGUUUCUGAGGGUUCUGUGUAAAUUAUAUAUGUAUACUGAUGGAUUUCUUAACAUAAAUAUAGGAUCUCGGCCAAAAUUAUUGGGUUUUGCCAACCCAUAGCUAGAACGCUAGCCCCGUUGCCUAGAUGAUUUUUUAUCUCAACGUUUAGAUGUUGAGUUUGAUCCCAAAAUCCUUUUGUAUCAUAUUAACACUUUGUGUUUUAUAAUUUUUAAUGUAGAAGGUGCA